AUGAGCGCGACGAUCUUCAUCCAAGUGGGCCAGUGCGGCAACCAGGUGGGCGAGGCCUUCUGGCAGCGUGUCCAGAACAGCAUCGUCGGUGACGGCGGCGCGGGCCUGGGACCGGACGACGUGGGGCAUUUGUUGCGCGAGGACAGCAGGGGCAAGCUGCAUGCCAGGGCGGUGAUGGUGGACACGGAGCCCAAGGUCGUCGAGCAGUGCAUGCUGGGCCCCGCGGGCAACCUGCUCGACCCCACGCGCGUCGCCACGUGCCACCACGGGCGCGGCAACAACUGGGCGUUCGGCUUCUUCGGGUACGAGCACGUGAAGCCACGCGACCCGGUCUGGCGCGAGGAGGCGGGCGCGUUGACGGACCGCCCCGCGUGGAAGACGCCGAUGGCGAUCAAGAGCGAGCUGAAGUACCACGAAGAGGAGCGGUCCGUGGUGCGGAGAGCCCUGGAGGCCGUCCGCAAGGAGGCAGAGGCAGCUGACUCAGUGCCUGACGUGGUGCUGCUGCACUCCCUCGCCGGCGGCACGGGGUCCGGCCUCGGGUCCAGGGUGCUCGUGUCGCUGCGGGACGCGAUCGGUCCGAAGGCGUUCGUGAUGGCGUCGUCCGUCGCGCCGCGCAUCGGCGGCGACACUGUCCUGCAGCCGUACAACGUGGCGCUGUCGGCGAAGCGGCUGCGGGAGCACGCCGACGGCAUCGCGAUGUUCGACAACGGCGCGCUGCUCGACCUGCUCGCGCCGCAGCGCGGACCGCGCGCCAAGGCCGUCCACGCGGGCAUCACCGAGGUCAACGAGUACAUCGCGUCGUGUCUGGCUGGGACGCUCCUGCCUGCGUCAGGGGGUUACGGCGGCACCCCCCUGCAGGAUCUGAUCGCGCACGUCGCUCCGGACCCCAAGUGCAAGUUCUUCGAGAUCCACGCCGCCGCCACCACCUCGGAGUACACCCCCCUCGCGGCCAGCGCGGCCCCGUGGACGGAGGUGGCGCGCAAGCUCUCGUCGGCGGGCCCGCGAGCGCUGGACGGCGGCGUGCCGGUGACGUCCGCGGCGAGCGUGGUCACGGCGUGGGGGCUCGACCUCGCUGCCCCGCCGCCCCCCGCCGCGCCCAAGGCCAAGACCAGGGUGCGCGCGAUGAACCCUGGCAACCGCGAUGCGUUUGCGCGGCCGCAGAACGUCGAGGUGGACCCGAAGGAGGCGGCGGAGUUCUGGACGGGCGCGGUGCUCGAGGCGUUCGAGCGCGCGAGCGGGAACAAGCCGCUGGAGUGGGCAGAGACGAUGCUGCGGACGUCCAGGACGUGCCCGGUGGCGGUGGUGCCGCCCGACGCGAAGACGGCGGCGGGCCGCGGGGGCGCGGUGCGGCGCACGCCGUCGUCGAGCUCGUCCCGCGGGGCGCUGUCCUACGGCCAGGCUCUCACCGUGGCGUCCAGCCGGUCAACCACCGCCCAGUACUUCAACGCGCUGUGCACGCGGGCAGACGAGCUGAUGUCCGUGGGCGCGUACGUGCACCACUACGAGCGCUACGGGCUGCACCGCACGCAUCUGCGCGCGGCUGUGGACGCGGCGGCAGACAUCCGCGACGACUGUUCGUCCGUCCACGGGCUGCGAUGGGACGCGGUUUAG
Messenger RNA from Pedinophyceae sp. YPF-701, 1611 nucleotides. NCBI's taxonomy places the organism in Eukaryota, Viridiplantae, Chlorophyta, Pedinophyceae. The record is from the annotation of a GenBank genome assembly.